Molecule: messenger RNA, 480 nt
Organism: Fibroporia radiculosa
Lineage: Eukaryota; Fungi; Basidiomycota; Agaricomycetes; Polyporales; Fibroporiaceae
Exons: 2
Coding region: 1-480 (159 amino acids)
Source: RefSeq, a predicted model, not a curated record
AUGGCGAGAGUCUCAGGUCAAGUGCAUGUCCCACCUCUGGUCGCUCCCGGUCCUCGCUCUCCUCAUUACGGCCACGCGCCGCGUGCCACUCGCUCGUUUUUACUCUUCGACCUCAACGACGACGACGACGACGACGACGACGACGACCUCUGCCGCUGCUCUCGUCUGGCAGCCAUCGUGCUCCGCCGCUGCCCCUCACGCUCAAGCUCAAGCCCAUCUCAGGGGAAUGCUCACACUCAGGCGAUUAGCGCGAGUCGCUCGUCGGUCACGGUGUCCAAUCGAUUGCAGCUCAGAUUCCCCUCCGCCGCUCGCUUGUCGUCUGCGCUGCCGCCCUUGGCCACCUGCUCCCCCCAGCCUCAUGGUCUGCGCGAGCUCUGGCUAUCGAGCAGACAGAAGCAGGGCACGCGUCGAGUGAUUGCGAUUGCGAUACUCAUCGUGGUACGGCCAUCGGGUUCUGUCCUUCCGCUCGAGCUUGAAUGA